Messenger RNA from Dacryopinax primogenitus, 303 nucleotides. RefSeq lists its product as uncharacterized. NCBI's taxonomy places the organism in Eukaryota, Fungi, Basidiomycota, Dacrymycetes, Dacrymycetales, Dacrymycetaceae. Bases 1 to 303 code for a protein of 100 amino acids. The record is from RefSeq and is a predicted model, not a curated record. The transcript is spliced from 3 exons.
AUGUAUGGCGCGAAUGUCACUUGGAGCGGAGUAGCCCGGCUGGCAGCGUUCAAGAACUUCUCUAUGCCGUUCCCGCUUGUGGAGAAUGUGGUGGUUGACCCCAAACCUCCCAGUUUCGAGAGCGUGCUCAUCCCACGUCGAACUCGACCAUCAUCGAGUCCGGCCCUUUCGAAUGGGACCAUUCCUCUCGCUGGGGUGAUGCAACCUUCUCGCAAGCCGGACUUCAUCAUCGCCUAUGACGCUAGUCAGGAAACAGACUACGGCUGGCAGAACGGCACCAACUUGCUGGAUACGUACACCUGA